UGAAUUACAGGAAGAAGGAAUAAAUGCCAUUAACUUACCUCUCAGUCCAAUUCCAUUCGAACUAGACCCUGAGGACACUAUGCUAGAGGAAAAUGAAGUCCGAACAAUGGUUGAUCCAAAUUCAAGAAAUGACCCCAAAUUACAAGAACUAAUGAAGGUAUUAAUUGACUGGAUUAAUGAUGUGUUGGUAGGAGAGAGGAUUAUUGUGAAAGACUUGGCUGAAGACCUGUAUGAUGGACAAGUACUGCAGAAAUUAUUUGAGAAACUUGAAUGUGAGAAGUUGAACGUUGCUGAAGUUACUCAGUCUGAAAUUGCUCAGAAGCAGAAGCUACAGACAGUACUUGAGAAGAUCAACGAAACCCUUAAACUCCCUCCAAGAAGCAUUAAAUGGAACGUUGACUCUGUUCAUGCUAAAAGUCUCGUAGCAAUACUUCAUCUUCUGGUUGCAUUGUCACAGUAUUUUCGAGCACCGUUCAGACUCCCAGAUCAUGUGUCCAUUCAGGUGGUGGUUGUGCAGAAACGAGAAGGAAUCCUCCAGUCCCGACAAAUCCAAGAGGAAAUAACUGGUAACACUGAGGCAUUAUCAGGAAGGCAUGAAAGAGAUGCAUUUGAUACUUUAUUUGACCAUGCUCCAGACAAGCUCAAUGUAGUGAAAAAGUUUGCAGAUGGUGUGUACUUGGUCCUCCUAAUGGGCCUCCUAGAAGGCUAUUUUGUUCCUCUGUACAGCUUUUUCUUGACUCCUGAUAGUUUUGAACAAAAGGUCCUCAAUGUAUCCUUCGCAUUUGAGCUAAUGCAAGAUGGUGGAUUGGAAAAACCAAAGCCGAGACCAGAAGAUAUUGUAAAUUGUGACUUGAAGUCUACACUGAGAGUACUUUACAAUUUGUUUACCAAAUACAGGAAUGUGGAGUGA
Molecule: messenger RNA, 910 nt
Organism: Mesitornis unicolor (brown roatelo)
Lineage: Eukaryota; Metazoa; Chordata; Aves; Mesitornithiformes; Mesitornithidae
Gene: PARVA
Product: parvin, alpha
Exons: 11
Coding region: 80-910 (276 amino acids)
Biological process (GO): cilium assembly; establishment or maintenance of cell polarity; actin cytoskeleton organization
Cellular component (GO): actin cytoskeleton; focal adhesion; cytoplasm
Molecular function (GO): actin binding
Source: RefSeq, a predicted model, not a curated record